GUCCGCUUCCCAACCCAAUUCUUUCUUCUGUAUCCUUCCUGGUCAUUACACUAAUUCUUAAUUAAUUCUCAUUCUUCUGCCUUUCUCUCUCUCCCUCUCUCAGAAAAUUAAUGGCGGCAGCUUACAGAGAGCCCGUCGAUCUCUCAGAGAAAUCCCCUGUGUCGCCAGCGCAGCCACUCCACUCCCCGUGGCAUUCUCCUGUGCCGUACUUGUUCGGCGGCUUAGCGGCCAUGUUGGGUCUCAUCGCUUUUGCCCUCUUAAUCCUCGCCUGCUCUUACUGGAAGCUCUCCGGCUACCUUGAAGGCGACGGGGACGGCGAGCGAGACCUCGAAGCCGGCGACGCCAAACUCGACGACGAAACCCAGAAAGCUCCGGUUCCUUACGAGGAGAAAUUCCUGGUGAUUAUGGCCGGACAGGAGAUGCCGACAUUCUUAGCCACUCCGAUGUGGUCGAACCGGUCUGCUUCUUUCGGAGACAACAACACGACUUUUUGUUCCUGCGACAAGAACGCUAAAUCUGAGCUGCCGACGGCGGAGACGACUGUGAAACCAGAGGGGAUCAGCGGCCAUCACGAUCAGCCACAGAGCGAGAACAGGGGAAUCCCAGAAACCUCACAUGACGAAGACCAUUGAAUCUUCUUCCUAUAUUUCUGAUUUUCUUCCUCUUUAAAGCUGCCUCGAAGAAGCUCGUGAGCCAGAGAUAUAAAGUUUUUCCCGACCUUUACUUUUGGUCAGUCUGGUGCGGAUAUGAACGAGCUUGCAUGCCCAGUGAUUGGGUGAUGCAGAAUCCGAGAUAGAUAAAAUCAUAUAGAUCCAAAUCUCCUCCUCCUUAAAUGUAUAGUGAUAACUAAUGAAUUCGGGGACUGUAAAUUCACUUGAGGUGAAAUGAAAAUCUGGUUCUGCUCUUUUUCUUU
This is a messenger RNA of Neltuma alba, 913 nucleotides long. RefSeq names its product protein GLUTAMINE DUMPER 2-like. The coding region runs from base 111 to 632 and encodes 173 amino acids. The record is from RefSeq and is a predicted model, not a curated record. Gene Ontology annotation, biological process: regulation of amino acid export. NCBI's taxonomy places the organism in Eukaryota, Viridiplantae, Streptophyta, Magnoliopsida, Fabales, Fabaceae. The transcript has a single exon.